AGGUAACAUUUUUCUAGCACCACAUUUUCUAAGUACGCGAAGAUAGUAAUAAACGCAGAAGCUAAUGACGCCUGGUUACGCCAAUCAGAAGUCACUAAAACUAACAUUGAGUCAUUGAGCCAAAACCACAUUGGACCUGAGGUUUCUUUUCAGCACUGCAGUCAGGCUGACUAAGAGUCUUUUAGACCCAAUUCCAAACAGAUUACUCAGAACUUAGUAGGUAGAACUUACUUAAGUUCUACUUUCAAUCAGCUCGUCCAUAUUAAAUCAAAUCAACCAAUCUUUACAUAUCGUCUAUGUACCACAGGCUUUCAAGGUGGCUGUGGCCAAACCUUUUGAGAAAAAAACCUACUGUGGACCCUGGAGAACUAGCCAACUAUAGGUCCAUUUCUUUUCAAAUUUGCCCUUUUUUUCUAAGGUUCUGGAAAAAAAAUGUGGCUAUACAAUUAUCUGACCACCUCAGUGGGAAUAACCUGUAUGAAGAUUUUCAGUCAGGAUUUAGAAAACAUCGUAGCACAGAAGCAGCUCUGGUUAGAGUUACUAAUGAUCAUCUCUUAGCUUCAGACAAUGGUUUAGUUUAUGUCCUUGUCCUGUUAGAUCUUAGUUCUGCAUUUGAUACAAUUGAUCAUAACAUUGUAUUACAGAGACUAGAACAUAGCAUCAGAAUUAAAGGAACAGCACUGGAAGGGUUUAAAUCUUAUUUGUUGAACAGAUUCUAGGUUGUUCAUGACAAAUCUUCCAUAUGCACAAGGAUUAGCUUUGGAGUACCACAGGGUUCUGUGCUUGGUCCAAAACCGUUUAGUCUGUACAUGACUCCUCUAGGUGAGAUUAUUGGGAAGCAUUCUAUAAAUUUUCAUUGUUAUGCAGAUGAUACUCAUCUAUAUAUGUCCUUGGAACCUAAUCAAACAGAUCAACUAAUCAAAAUUCAAAGUUGUUUAAAAUACAUUAAAUCCUGGAUGUCCCAAACAUCCUUCAACUAUAUUCAGAUAAAACCGGAAUUCUUAUCGUUGGGCCUAAAAAUCACAGAGAGACACUAUUAAGUCAGAUAGCCACCCUGGAUGGCAUAACAUUAGCUUCAGAUUCUGCUGUAAGGAACCUUGGUGUCAUCUUUGACCAGGAUCUCUCUUUUACAUCAUAAAUUAAACAAAUCUCCAGAACCCAAGUUCACCUUAAAAGUAUAGUUAAAAUCAGAAUCAUCCUCUCUCAGAGCGAGAGCCCGAGAGAGCCUGAUCUAUGCAUUUGUUACCUCUAGGUUGGACUACUGUAACUCCUUACUCAUAGGAUGUCCUAACAGCUCCUUAAAAAGCCUACAGCUAAUUCAAAAUGCUGCACCCAGAGUUCUCAGUCGGGACUGAGAAAGAGAUAUCACAUUUCUCUUACAUUAGCUUCUCUGCACUGGCUGCCUGUGAAAUGUAGGAUAGAAUUUGAAAUUAUCCUACUCACCUACAAAGCACCUAAUGAUAAAGCUCCUUUUUAUUGUGGCCUGGUGAAAGAGAGUCAGUCCAAUGACUUUUGGGUUCUUUUAUUCUUAAUUAUAAAUUUGCGAGUUAAACAUAAACAAUAAACAAAAUGUCACAGUAUGUACAGAUGGAGCGGUUCGUUUUCGCUGAUUUCAGUCGACUGUCAGUCACCUUUCUGACGCUGAUCACACACUUAUCACACCCUCAUCAGCCGACUGUCAGCAGCCCCCCUCCUUGGUCUGUCUGGGGAAGUUGUUAAAAAUGUUAAUAAGGCCACCCCCAUUUUAGCACCAAAGACGCAAUUCCAGGGUAAAAACUGUUGUAGGGGGGCUUGGUGGAAUGGUACCUAAGUCAUGCUAAUGUCAUGACAAGAUCAGUGUGAAAUCCUGCAGCAACGAGGCAACGAAAAUUUGCUGCUCCAUCUGUAUAGCUGAUUUAAAACUAACGUGGCUAUUCCAAGACAGGGACAAGUGAAGUGCAAAAAGGAAAUAAAAUAGCUGUGGUGGCUCUUCCUGACAAAAAAAAAGAGCGCACGUACUUACAGUAAUGUCAGUAAUGUUACAUCACUUCACUUAAAACAAAACCACAAUAAGCACAGAACCCUAAAUACAUUACUAACCUUUUGUCAGUAACACUCAGCCGUACCCACUUCUUUCUGACCACGCUCAACAAUCACAGAUUACGUUGGAUCUCACCUUUUGUUUUGGCUUUGACAACCCGUCGAGCUCUCCCAGAGUACACAGCGUGCUUCCUGCUAAGGUAUUGGUUGCUACCUCCGUAUCCCUCGUCAUCUAUCAGAGGACCGCAUGUGUUUUUGUGCAUCGGUCCUCAUUUCCUGACUUUUUCCCCGCUCAGCGUCUUUCCAGCGUCCCCUGCCCUCAUCAGACAACCCCAGCAAACAUCACGCCUCCUGCUGACAGAUUCAACAGUUACACUGUCAUUAUCACCCGGCUACAUUAUCUUAAAGACCUCAUAGUUCAUUAUGCUCCCAGCAGAACUUCGUUCUCAGAGCGCAGGGCUACUGUACUUGUGGCUCCUGGAGUCUUUAAAUGUCGAAUGGGAGGCAGAGUCUUUAGCUGCCAAGCUCUUCUCCUGUGGAACCAACUCCCUGUUCAGGUUCGAGAAGCUGACACACUCUCCAUCUUUAAGACUUAAAACCUUCUUUUUUGAUCAAUUUUACAGUAUAUUUAGAGCUGGUUCCCUGGCAAUGAUUGUGAUUGUCAGUCACAGGAACCAUCUCUUAGUUAAGCUGCAAUAGACAUAGACUGCUGGGAGACUUAAUUUUUACACUGAGCUCUUCUGUUUCCUUCGAUCUAUUCUAUCUAAUAACCUCCCAUCAUUGUUCCAUAUUUAAUUAACCUUGUCUCUUUCUCUCCAGUAGUUGUGCUUCUGCCCCGCUUUCUCUCUCUCCCACACUCUUUCCUCACUUACAGAUAUCAUCGAACUCAGAGCUAUGUGUCUGUGAUAGGCACCUGCAGAUCCAACCAUCCUGCCUGUGUCCAGUCCCUGGUCCAACCAUCCCGCCUGUGUCCAGUCCCUGGUCCAACCAUCCUGCCUGUGUCAAGUCCCUGGUUCAACCAUUCUGCCUGUGUCAAGUCCCUAGUCCACCAUCCUGCCUGUGCUGUUGCUUGUUAUUCUUGCAGUGCUUUUCUCUCUCUCUAUCCCCUCGUUGUGAUUUGUUGCUAUAUAAAUAAAAUUGAAUUGAAUUGAAUUUGAAUUAUCUAACCCUCUGGUAAUAGAAAAGCCCCCUUCUGCUUACACAAUCUGUAACUGCUGGGGUGGAACAUCAUGCCUAUCAUGUAUAAACCUCAUGCAUGUGAGUUGAUCAAAACAGGCCACACAUUUGAAUUACUCUUCAAAGAGAAAGUGCUAUACUCAUGGGUUAAUAAGAAAUCUAAUCAACACUGCCCAUGGCACUGACCACUUCUCUCACCCAGUCAUCCCCUCACUCACUGGCAUGACUAAGCACAGCUACACCUGAGUAGGAUGCAAUGGCUAACUGUGGUAUGUUUUGUAGAAAUUGAUAUUUCACGUCAGUAUGUUGUCUUUUACAAUGCCUAAUUCUAGAGUUUUCAUGUCCAGUAAGAUUUGAACACUCAGAUCAUAAUGUUAAGUAGAAUAAUUAAUUCCUCCAGAGCAGAGAACAAAUUGACUGGAUCACCUCGUCUCGUCUUAGCAUUCCACAUGCUGAUUUGUAUAUUUCAUUUUUCAGACUGGCUCUAAUUCCAUAUCAAAACAUUCCCUGAUGGAGACUUACAAAGCAUUCCAAAGGACAGACCCUGAUGGACAUGGUGUGUGAGCACCUGAACUUGCUGGAGAAAGACUACUUUGGUUUGACCUUUGCAGACACAGACACCCAGAAGAACUGGCUGGACCCCUCGAAGGAGAUCAAGAAGCAGAUGCGCAACUCUCCAUGGCACUUUGCCUUUGCUGUAAAGUUCUACCCUCCAGACCCCUCACAGCUCACUGAGGAUAUUACCAGAUACUACCUCUGUCUGCAGCUGAGGGAUGACAUGCUGUCAGGCCGACUACCCUGCUCAUUUGUCACCCAUGCCCUCCUGGGGUCCUAUACUGUUCAAGCAGAGCUGGGAGACUACGACCAAGAUGAUCAUGGUUCUGACUACAUCAGUGAUUUCCGCUUUGCCCCUAAUCAGACUCGUGAGCUAGAGGAGAGGGUGAUGGAGCUACAUCGAAACUACAAGGGCAUGACUCCAGCAGAUGCUGAGAUUAACUUCUUGGAAAAUGCAAAGAAACUGUCUAUGUACGGGGUGGACCUCCAUCAUGCUAAGGACUCUGAAGGGAUUGAGAUAAUGCUGGGUGUCUGUGCCAAUGGCCUGCUGAUUUACCGUGACAGGUUGAGGAUCAACCGCUUUGCCUGGCCAAAGAUUCUCAAGAUCUCCUAUAAGAGGAGUAACUUUUAUAUCAAAAUACGUCCUGGAGAGUAUGAGCAGUUUGAGAGCACAAUUGGAUUUAAACUGCCAAAUCACAGAGCUGCGAAGAGGCUGUGGAAAGUUUGCAUUGAACACCACACUUUUUUCCGGUUGGUAUCUCCAGAACCUCCUCCUAAGGGCUUUUUGGUGAUGGGUUCCAAGUUUCGAUACAGUGGAAGAACACAGGCUCAGACAAGACAAGCUAGUGCUCUUAUAGACCGGCCUGCUCCACAUUUUGAGCGUUCUACAAGCAAGAGGUACCUUCUUUCCAGAAGCUUGGAUGGAGCAGAGUUUUCACGGCCACUGUCUGAUAUGUGUGAGAACCAUGACGGCAUGUUCCAACAUGGCAUCAAUGAACAGCAUCGUCUCCAUAGCCUCUUUGUGGAUGAGCAGGACACUGAACUGGAACCCAGUUUGGAGCAGGAUGAGGAAGAGACGACCCAGGGAGGGGGCCAGGAAAUGGAGCAGGACAACAAAGGCAAUGUGACCCCAAGCAAAAAGAAGGAGAUCAUGGAGGAGGCUGGAUCACCAGUUGAGAAUAAACAUGAGUUGGACCAGGAGGCUACUCCUCUGCACAAACAGGAGUUUUUGGAUAAGACUCAGGAUGUCUUGCUGAAGCAUCAGGCCAGCAUCAAUGAGCUGAAGAAAGCCCUGAAGGAACCCAACAGCAAGCUGAUGAACCGUGAGAAGCGUUUCUCAGGAGUCUCCCCUCCUGGGACACCAGAGAAGAAAGCUGACUCUGUAAACAGUCUUUCUGUUGAGGGUUUUAUCCAGACAUCUCUAGUGACUUCACCUGAGGGCUCUGAAGAGUGGGUAUUGAUUGAAAAACAAGAAACUUAUCAACAAGACCAUGACUGGAUGGCAGAAGAAAAUAAUACAUUUCUCUCAUCUGAUUUGGCAUGGGAGAAAAUGGAGCCGGAAAAAAGUAUAGACCAUGCCAAGAUAAACAAACAAUCAACGGGGUAUGAAAGGAAAGAAAUGACAAGCUAUGCUGAUGAGAUUUCAUCAACAAAAUCAUCCAGAGAGAUCAGUAUGAGCUCCGAGAUUUGGUCGACAAACAAAAGCCGUUUCGUAGUUCAGUUAUCUAAGAAUGCAGACUUGUUUCGAGACAAAUCUCAACGUAAACCAUCUGAAGCCUUGGAUGCUAAGGUGAACAGUGAUUUGGUCCUGGGGUCAAGUCAGAUAAAAGACCACAUAGCUUCUAAACCAAGGAAAAAGAGGAGACCCCAGAGCUUAAACCUAGGAAUGUCUGCAGAGCUCAUCUCCAGAAAAAAAUUUGGUGAUUCAACUGAAGAAGAAAAUGAGGACUCAGACUCAGACAACACUCCAGAAAAAACAGAAAAAACACGAGAUCACCGGAAGUCAUUGCUGAUGGUGUUGAUUAGAGAUGAUCAAAAAUCAGGAAAGGAUCUGUCUGUUGGGGAUUAUAAAGAAGAAGAAAGCAGAGAAGAGGAUAUAUCAGUAGGAGAAAGCAGGAUGGUCUCCAUUCAAGGAGAGCAGGCAAAGAAAAAAGUGAGUCAAGCAGGAACAAAAUAUAUUGAUUUAAGCUCAGUAAACGGGCCAGGAAAGCUAGAACAUGUUAGUUCAUUAGCAGGUGGUAAAGGGGAGUGUGCAAUAAAGGUGAGAGGAAAAAGCCUCAUUGACAACAAAGAGCUAGCAGAAGUUAAACUGAGACAGGUCAGAACACAUGAAAGGAAAAUCAGUAGUUCUGGGGGAGAAGAUAUUGAGGGCUUCUUGGGGGACAGAAGUCAGAGAACAUCUCUACACCGACUGUCAGGCAGCAGCUACCAAUCGGAAAUUACUAGGAUUGUUCCACUCAAGCCAGAACGGUCAAAGAGUGUAGCAUGUAAGGAUGAACAGGACAGGACAGGACAGGAUGAGCCCCUACUGGUCACGAGAAGAGAGUUCCGCUGGUCGGUUGGCUCUCCAGAGGGAACUUCAGAUCUCAACUGGACUGAUGUUUCAACUUUCCAUCCAGAAUUUGCAACAGACCUGGAAGGUGUUACUAAAGCAGAACAUAUUGAGGACAGCUUUCAGUUAGGUAGAAGAUCCACUGAGAGUCAAUCAUUCAUCUCAAAGAUUUCAAUACUUCCCAAAAUGACUCCUCCAGCCCCACCAAUAAAAACACAGAAGGCCAGGGAAUCUGGACUAAUACUACGGAACAGCCGAAGUGGCAGCAGGGAACUGAGCCAGGAUGCAGCAAAGAAGAGACACUCGGAGCCCAUUUCCACUCCUGCCAUUUAUGAAGAGCAAUUUGCUGAUUUCAAGAAGGAGCCUGGUGACAGGUGGCCCCAGCCGGGUGUAACCCCUGAGGAAGAGCAAGAGCGAGAUGCAGUGGCAUGCAUGAUGGAAAGCCAACUGGGCAUUGAGCGCAAGUGCUCCAGUAUGACUGUCAGCUCUACUUCCAGCCUGGAGGCUGAGGUUGACUUCACCAUCAUUACAGAAAUAAACUCUGGCACGGAAGACUUUUUUAAAGGUGUAUCUGAUCUGGGAGAAAGAGAGCGGCUGUCAGAGGUAGGCCGGGAGGACUUUGAAGAAACCUCCAGGUUCUACUCAGCCCGUCGUAUGGGCUCACAGGACAAAUUUCCAGUGGAGAACCUUCCUGUGCAGGGAAUGCAUCAUGAGCCUCCUGUGGCAAAGAAAGACCCCAGUGCUGUGAACAUGGCCCAUAUGCUGAAGAGGACUGAUACAAUGACAGAGACACAUAGUAAUGGAUCAGAGGUCGAACCCAGCAACACGAACAUCUUACAACAGAAUUAUGGAGUCAUCAGCCCACCAGAGAAUACUGUUAAAGAAAAUGGCUCCCCUGUAAAGGUUGGUGUUCAGGAGAGGGAGUCUGUUGUAUCCCCUCUCACCAUCACCUCUGAGAAUGUCACCUCAGCAACCACAACUCAAGUUACCAAGACGGUGAAAGGAGGAUAUUCAGAGACCAGAAUUGAGAAAAGGAUUAUUAUCACAGGCGAUGAUGAUGUGGACCAGCAUCAGAUCAGAAAAAUGGCCCCAACAGAAGACAUGCUUACUGAAUACCUCAAGCAGCAGAAACCAAAGGACGAGGGAAAGGAAGAGGAGAAAACCUCAUGGAAGGACAAACCACUGCAUGGUAUGUACCACCUGCAGAUAAAAUAAGUGGCUGAUAUCGACAAAUCCUAGCAGUGGCUGGACAAAACUAGACUGAAAGACAGCACAGAGGCACUGAUCCUAGUAGCACAGGAGCAGGCUCUGAGUACCAGAUCAAUAGAAUCUGGGAUCUACCAUACCAGACAGGACCCCAGGUGCAGGCUGUGCAAAGAAGCCCCUGAAACAAUCCAGCACAUAACAGUGGGAUGCAAGAUGCUAGCAGACAGGGCAGACAUGGAACGCUAUAACGUGGCUGGCAUAGUGUCAGGAACAUCUGUGCUGAGUACAGGCUGGAGGUCCCAAAGUCCGAAUGGGACACACCUCCAAAGGUGUCUGAGAAUGACAGAGCUAAGAUCCUGUGGGACUUUCAGAUACAGACUGGCAAACUGGUAAUGGCCAACCACCAUGACAUAGUAGUGGUGGACAAACAAGAGAACAGGGCUGUAGUGAUAGAUGAAUCAAUCCCAGGUGAUAGCAACAUCAGAAAGAAGGAGCACGAGAAGAUCAAGAAAUACCAUAGGCUGAAAGAAGAAAUAGAGAAGAUGUGGCGGGUGAGAGCACGAGUGGUACCUGUGGUGAUAGGCACACUAGGGGCCUUAACCCCCAAACUGGGAGAGUCACUCCAGCUGAUCCCAGAACCAACAUUUGAGAUCUCUGUGCAGAAGAGUGCACAGUCCUAAGAACAGCUAGUGUACUGUGCAGAUACUAUGCAGGACCCUCAAGCUUUCAGGCCUUUGGUACAGGCCCAAGCUUGUAGAAGUAAGACAGCCCCAAGAAAGGGGCGAGUGGGGACUUUCUUUUUGCUAAUAUACAGUAUGGGACUCAUGACACAUACAGUA
Molecule: messenger RNA, 8346 nt
Organism: Betta splendens (Siamese fighting fish)
Lineage: Eukaryota; Metazoa; Chordata; Actinopteri; Anabantiformes; Osphronemidae
Product: band 4.1-like protein 1
Exons: 22
Coding region: 3743-7516 (1257 amino acids)
Biological process (GO): cortical actin cytoskeleton organization
Cellular component (GO): cytoskeleton; plasma membrane
Molecular function (GO): actin binding; structural molecule activity
Source: RefSeq, a predicted model, not a curated record